Lucilia cuprina (Australian sheep blowfly) is the source of this 1008-nucleotide messenger RNA. RefSeq names its product high affinity copper uptake protein 1 (gene Ctr1B). Gene Ontology annotation, molecular function: copper ion transmembrane transporter activity. The record is from RefSeq and is a predicted model, not a curated record. Gene Ontology annotation, biological process: copper ion transmembrane transport. NCBI's taxonomy places the organism in Eukaryota, Metazoa, Arthropoda, Insecta, Diptera, Calliphoridae. The transcript is spliced from 2 exons. Gene Ontology annotation, cellular component: membrane. Bases 148 to 702 code for a protein of 184 amino acids.
AAAGAGCUGAACACAGUGUUUGUGAGAAUCAGUAUUAAGUUGGCUUUCACUUGCAACAAGUGUUGUGGUUGGUGUUAUUAAAAUAAUAAUAAUUAUUAUUGUUUAAUUUUUAAUUUUGAAAAAACAAAAAAAAAAAAUCAAUUAAUAAUGGAUCACGAUCAUGAUCACGGUGGUAUGGGUGGUGGUGGCGGUGAUAUGGGUGGUGGAAAAAUGUGCCCAAUGAUUAUGACCUUCCAUGCUGGUCAUUGUGAACGUAUUUUAUGGAAUGGUUGGGUUGCCAGUACUGUCGUCGAAUUUGUAUUCUCCGCUUUGGCCAUCUUUUUGGUAUCGUUCCUCUAUGAAGGUUUGAAAUUUGUUCGCGAAUAUUUUCUGCGACAAACUGUUAAGAAAGAAGCUGAGCGUGUGGCUGCCGAAUUACAACAGAAAAAUGGUGAUGCUGGUACCUCGAAUGGUCAACCUACUUGUCAUGGUAAUAUGCCCGAAAUACGUCAAAAGACGUAUAUGGAAAAGAUAUUCGCCAAACCCCAUCUCAUCCAGACACUCAUCAAUCUGGUGCAAAUAAUACUUUCCUAUCUGUUGAUGUUGAUCUUCAUGACAUUUAACUAUUGGUUGUGUUUGGCCGUUGUUUUGGGUCUCGGCUUGGGUUAUUUCUUCUUUGGCUGGAUUAAACAGGAUGUUUACGAAAGUGAAUGUUGUCACUAACUGAACGUAUGGAACAUUAUAAAUAUGCCAGAAUGUUAAGAUAUUUUUUCUUUAUUGGAACCUUUUUUAAAGUUUAUUUUUUGUAUAUAUUCAAAAUAAAAAUUUAAGUUAGUAGUUCCUUAAAGAAGUUAUAAGAACUGAAGCUUCCGCAAUAAUUCUGUUUAAAUAAUGUGAUAAAAUUCGGUUAGUAAUUUUAACAUGAAUUCACUUGUGCCAUAAAUUAGUUAAUUUAAGUUUUUACUGUUAUUAUUAAUAAAUAAUUUAGUUUUGUUACGAAAAAAAAAAUAAAAAUAUUAAACUUUUUUA